Messenger RNA from Aspergillus saccharolyticus JOP 1030-1, 971 nucleotides. RefSeq names its product pyridoxamine 5'-phosphate oxidase family protein. The record is from RefSeq and is a predicted model, not a curated record. The transcript is spliced from 2 exons. Bases 123 to 842 code for a protein of 239 amino acids. Gene Ontology annotation, cellular component: cytoplasm; nucleus. Lineage: Eukaryota; Fungi; Ascomycota; Eurotiomycetes; Eurotiales; Aspergillaceae.
GCUUAGUUGUGGUCGUGAGCUGCGCGGGCUUCCGCAGCCCCUCCUCCACUUGUGCUUCUGCCCUUGUCAAGCUAUUGCAUUGGCAUUCCAAGAUCGAGUUUGUCUGUCUCCGGUGAAACAUCAUGGCAGACCCCAUCAAUCCUCCUCUUUCGUACGAGGCAUCUGCCUCAACGUGCCACCCCCAUGUAGCAAGCACCUUGCCCACUGAGGUGGUGACUAGCCUCAAGAAUUCGCGCUUCCUUCAUCUUGCAACCACCGAUGGCAUGACCCCCCACAUCUCUCUCAUGUCAUACACCUACCUGCCCUCCACUCCGUUUGACCCAUACCCUACGAUUAUUAUGACCACCAACACAUCCUCUCGCAAGACCAACCACCUCUUGACAAACCCGCGAGUCUCCCUGUUAGUCCACGACUGGGUCUCUCAUCGUCCCCCUACUCGCGCACCCAACCCCGGCGGUGACCGAGAGGGAUCUCCGCCACCCGCGGCCACCCGGUCAUCCUUGGCUAGCUUGCUGCUGAACCUGAAUACGAGUGCACUGUCGAGCAUCUCCACGACGAUUGCCGGUACCGCCCGGGUUUUGGAGCCUGGUUCUGAAGAGGAGGAGUGGUGCAAGACGCAGCACCUAGAGAACAACACCUUCGAGGAGGAAAUCGGCACGUUCGGACAGCAGCUGCAGCAACAGCCAGGAGCUCGACGACCUAGUAUCUCGAUUGACAGCGACGUGCGAGUGGUUACCGUGCAGGUGCGCGAGGGACGUAUUGCGGACUGGAAGGGCGGAGUGCGUGACUGGCAGUUGGUUCGGGAGAAUGAGAACUUGAUCAAUGGGGUUGCGCCUGCAUAAUUUCAAAUUGAUUCAAUUCUCGAAUUGUCUAAUUGUCCAGACCUUUGCCUUGUCCAUAUGUACUAGAGGUUUGGAGGUAUAUGUCCAAGAGUCUAGGGGACUAUUCGUAACAUUCCACUAUAUCAAGUC